CUCUGUUGCUAUUCAGUUGUUGUAGUUACCAGGAAGAUUAACCGCGAUGAUCAACUGGCCCUGGUGAUAACUGCCAGCUAGCAGCUAGCAGCUAGCAGGCUCUCAGACAGAAAGUCGGAGGUUAAAGGUGCCAUGGUAAAACCCAGACACUUGAUCCCAGGAAGACAUCACCGGGCAGCUCGUCUCCUUUUACUGUGAAGAUGCCAGCUGUCGUCCAGGGUAAGGAGGACUCUGAAUCCUCCUCAGAGGACGAGCAAGAAGACCAUCCCUGCAUUGCCUGGAGUGGCCUUAGCAAGAGCAUCCCAGUUCUCUUGUUUUUCCCUGAAGCUGCUGUUUCAAAAGAUGGCAAUAUCUGCUCUAUUGGAGAGCGAUAUCAUAUGGCCUUCAAGAUUGUGCGCACAGAGAGCCGCCUGGUACGAGGACUACUCACCAAUCAUGGAUUCCAUGAGGUUCACCCGAACAGUAAUGACUUUAACCUCAUGUGGACAGGAUCUCACCUCAAGCCUUACAUACUACGCAGCCUUCAAGACUUCCAGAAGGUCAACCACUUUCCCAGGUCAUACGAAUUGACGCGCAAAGACCGUCUGUAUAAAAACAUCCAGCGAAUGCAGCAGACUCAUGGCUUCAAAAACUUCCAUAUCGUUCCUCAGACCUUCGUGCUUCCCUCAGAGUUCCAGGAAUUCUGCAAUUGUUUUGCCAAGGACAAGGGCCCGUGGAUUAUUAAACCAGUAGCAUCUUCAAGAGGGCGAGGCAUCUACUUGGUCAGCAAUCCAAAUCAGAUUUCAAUGGAUGAAAACAUCUUGGUGUCUCGCUAUAUUAAUAACCCAUUACUAAUAGAUGAGUUCAAGUUUGAUGUGCGGCUGUACGUGCUGGUAACUUCAUACGAUCCACUCCUCAUUUAUGUGUAUGAGGAGGGCCUGGCGAGAUUUGCUACAGUCAAGUAUGACCGGACUUCGAAAAAUAUUAAGAACACGUUCAUGCAUCUCACUAACUACAGCGUGAACAAAAAGAGCAGCGAUUAUGUCAGUUGCGAUGACCCUGAAGUUGAGGAUUACGGGAACAAGUGGAGUAUGAGUGCAGUGUUGAGGUAUUUGAAGCAGGAGGGGAAGGACACCACAUUGCUGAUGAGACAGGUGGAGGACCUCAUCAUCAAAGCUGUACUGAGCGCUGAACUACAGAUAGCCACUGCCUGCAAGAUGUUUGUUCCCCAUAAGACAAACUGCUUCGAACUGUAUGGUUUUGAUGUGCUCAUUGACUCCAACCUCAAACCCUGGUUGUUAGAGGUGAACCUUUCUCCCUCCCUGGCCUGUGAUGCGCCCUUGGAUCUGAAGAUAAAGGCCAGCAUGAUUGCAGACAUGUUUUCGCUUGUGGGCUUUGUGUGUCAGGACCCCCUAUCGAGACAGCCACGCUCUGACCGAGUGACCCUGGACCCCAGUCUCAAGCACCCAGCAGCCCAAAGAACACAGAAACCUCUUUCUGCACCGACAGCCACUGCACGCAGCAGAGUGCGGCAGAGAUCAGCAUCAGCCAGCAACUCAGAAACAGAGGGGUCGAAAGACAAGCAAGGACCUAAACAAGGCCAAGGAGAUAGCACCCUGAGCUUGACUGCUGAGGAGAUCAAAGUGCUGAGGAGGAUAAAGGAGGAGUAUGAGAGACGAGGAGGCUUCAUUAGGAUCUUCCCCACCGCAGAAACGUGGGAGCUGUAUGGUGGAUAUUUGGAGUCCAAGACAUCAAUGAACUACAUGUUGGCAAACAGACUUUUCCAUGGAAGGAAUGUGAACGGGAAUGUGCAGCUGCAGGUGGACGCUGUCCAUGGCUGUCACGUAGUCCAGUAUGAGAGGAAGCUGCUGUCUCUGGAGGCACGUAAGAGGAGACAGCGCCACCUGACUCAUCGCUCUGCUGCAGGGAAGAAGAAAUCGGGGAAGGAAUCCAAGGCCUCCCCGACUGCAAGCAGCAGUCAGGAGGGAGAGGAGUGUGUGCAGCAUGAAAGACAAGUCCUUGAGCCGGUCUCACAUAGGGCUUUGGUAGCAGAGCUAAGAAAACAAGUGGCCACACCACUGGAACGCUGCCACAGUGAGGCUCUGUCCAGCUCAGAGGCGGCAACGCACAGUGCCAGGCCAAGAGUCAACCUGCUCAACAUCCUCCAGCAGGGGUGGGACCUCAGUAAAGUUCAGGCCCGGAUGGCCUUUUCCUCAUACCUGCAGCGAGUCCAGCAAAGACUGUUGGCAGAGAGCAGGGCCAACAGCAUCCCAGCUUGGCCAGACAAGGACAAUGACCAAAUGGAGCUGGUGAUUCGCUUCCUAAGAAGAGCAGCCAGUAACCUUCAACAAGACAUAAAGGUGGUCUUGCCCAGUCGCCAGCUCCCGCUCCAAGACCGCAGACGCAUCCUGUCCCACCAGCUAGGGGAGUUUAUCCACUGUUACAACAAGGAAACUGAACAUAUGGUGAAAAAACAGGAGAAUAGCAAAGAGGAGCAUUGUGUUAACCCCAGUGUGUUUCAGGAGUACAUCACUGCAGCAAGUGAAAACGAUCUGGAAGAAGUACUGACAUUCUACACACAGAAAAAUAAAUCAGCCACUGUCUUCCUCGGAACAAAAAUCAGGAGUGUUAAAAACGGCGUUCAUGAAGUAAAUGCCUCAGGAGAUUCAGGCAACUGUGAGAAUUCCAAAACUCUGCCUGUGGCCAAAAAGGAUUCCAGCACUUCGGAGUCCUCGCUCUCCACAGGGAAAGUCAGCAGUGACCCAGACAUCAAGGCCACUGAGAGUCAGCCUUCUGUCCGUUCUUUGCUUGAAGACCAACUGACAGUGGUUAGAACUGGUAAAACCCAGCCGGAGGUCCAGUCCUCCCAGCACUGCUCCAGCUUCCCUAUGACUUUGGACUGCACAAAUAUUCAUCUGCAGCACUGCUCUCCUACCCUGACGUCCCUGCCUCUCCAUUGCCCGCCACCGCCACCACCUCCUCAGCCGCCGUCCUAUGCACAGUCCUUGGCAAAGUCUCACUUCUGCCACUCUGAGCCUCUUUCUGACCCUCCUGCAUACACCUCGGCCGUUGUGGUCACACAGCCCCCGAGAGCAAUGUGGACAGCUGUUUCCAGUGGCUCUAGCACAGUCUCCACUGGGCAACCAACCCAGGUGCUCAGGAGGAUUCAGUCCUUCACCUCAUCGACGUCCAGCUCUGGAGCAGCUUCUUCAAUCCCGAGUGCCACGCACAUCUAUACCCAGAAGCUCUCUAGACCAACCUCAGCAGGCCAAGUGAUCAGGAAGAACAGCUCCAGUAAGAUGAAGUCAAACUCAGUUGGGACAUUUAAGGAGUUAAACUCCUUGUCUGCCCAAGCCCAGUCUAACCAGCAGGCCUUCAUCUCAGCCCUGCAAAAGCUAGCCGACAAGCAGGUUGCUCGCCACUAUGCCAGCUCCAGUCACAUCAACCUGCUGACACAACACUUGACCAACCUGAACCUGACCAACAGGAUGCUGAGCAGAGAGAGCUUCACACUGAACCCUAAAGUGCAGCGUACUGCUGCUCCAACCCACGGGCCAGUGAAAGCUGUUCACUCUGGAACAGAUCUAUGUAGCCGCACUGGCCACAGGCCGCUGAAGGAUGAGGAGGGUCUUUGGGACGGGCAGAUGCAGAGUGCCUAUAGCUUGGUGACAGGGGUAAACCCCCAACAGUGCUACCAGCCCACCCAAGGAAGCUACCAACUGCAGUUUGCUAUCCAAAAACUGCAACAGCAAAGACUUCAGUCUCGACAAUUUCUGGACCAGAGCCAUUGCAGACACCAGGCUCAACUUCCAGACCAGGCAAGUUCUACACACACCCAGGCUCCCAUAAACUCAUCCAGCUGCCCUCCAACCAGCUUCCACGUUCAGCCCAAUCACAGUCAUGGCCACAGCCACAUCCAAACCUGUGUUAGUCCUGUUCUCGCCCCAAAGCCACCCAGCAGUGCCAGAGAAGUACAGACCAGGAAAACGGCAACAAAGCGCCUCAUCAAGCAAACGUCCGCAGAGAGUUCAACCAGUGGCCAGCAUACAGUCUAUGAAGCUAUCUGUGGUAAAACAGGUCUUUCCAUGUACCACAAGCUGUUCCAGGGCCAGGAGCCCGGUCACAGAUGACAUGAAAGCGACCAGAGGCACGUCCUGCCCCUCUGCUGGCCUGACAGGUGUCUCUGCAUGUAACUACAUCCUCACAGAGGUGUAUUCUGGGAAAGGACAACAGCAACAGAUGAAAGCAUGCCAGACAUCGAACAGGGCCCUAUUAACUUCUCUAUGAUACAGCCACAGACAUGUGAGAGGAUGGGCUGAGAGGCCAGGAAUGCCCAGCUUUGACGCAGGUUGGGAUUUUGUUGCGCAGCUCAACAUCAGUUGGCCUUUUCAGCUCUCUCCCCCCACCUCCCCUAACCCCCCUCGGCUACACUCAGUCUAUAUACCAACAGUUGUCUGCCUUCAUUCUCUCCAUGCUACUGAUGCCACAGAAAAAUUUCACUGACAGAUAACAUUCAGCAGAUGGUUCUUCAAGCCCCAGUGGCAUUUUAUAUACGGGAUUCAACAUUUUAUUCUUUACUCAUGCAUUAAUGGCAUGUGCACCGCUAGCCAUUCAUGCUGUUUUUUUCUUUCUGAAAAGUUAUACGAACAGGUGAGACUGUGGUUUUGUAUUGUAGAGGUUGGCUGAGCAGCUUCUCAUCAUUGCAUGCAGAGAAGUUCCUUUCAUGUCUUGCAGCUGGCUUUAGACACUCCAACUCCCAGUCAUCGUUGGAAGCCAUAUUGCUGCCAAGUCACACUCUAUGGCCAUCGCCUAAGGAUGUGUUAAAGUACAGCAUCCUUUCAUUAUUGGCUUAAAAAAUAAAUGUUUUGUUUGUUAGAAAAUACAAAUACGAUUGGUUGCUGUCUUGUUCCCUUUUUACGAGGAGGAUGUAACACUGUUGCUGGGAUGUUUAAGUUUUAUAUGAAGAAAAAAAAAUGGCUUGUGAUUAUUCCUGUAAACUGUUGAGAUGUUGAUGUUGUUUUCCUUUGAUGGACCAAAUUUAAUAUUAAUAUUAAGUAAAUUAUUGUUAUUGCAUCAGUAUUUAUUUACUGGACAUUGACUACCCAAAAGGCUUUUUUGGCCGUUUCUGUAGCUCAAAGCAUAACAUAAAGAGGAAUUAUGGUUAUGCACAGCCUUGCCUACAAUGAAGGUUAAUGCUGCACCAGCAGACCAAUAUCCUUGUGGAUAUUCUGUUGCUUGGGACCAUAUAGUGAGUUCACUCAGGGCGAGUUAAUAGAAUAAAACAUAUCUGUUAUAUAUCAAUAGAUUGAGCAUAUGUUUAUGACGUCUUUGUCAAAAAUACUUGAAUUUCUUGCAUGUCUUUGUCAUAUCAACUGAUGAUUCUCAUCAGAGUGAUUUUGCACAGAUUGUAGUUUUCAAUGCAGUACAAUAGAACUGGUUUUAAUACACUUGAUGGUAUUUUUUUGUAGUGAUUGAUGUUAAACUUUACUACUGUUAAAGCCAGUGCAUGCUGUAUUACAAUAAUCAGUAGAAUCCAAAUCAAUGUGAAUAUUCUCCUGUGGUAAUACAAAGUUGUUUACAGUCAGUCAUUUAAUCUGUUUUGUUGCUGAUUGUUUACAACACACAUGCAUGGAAAUGUAAUACUUUGGAAUUGGAAUCAUCUUGGCAGUCUGUAUCAAACGACAUUGAAAUGAAUGUCUAAAAAAAAACAUUAAAACAUGCUGAUCAUGUCAGUAAAUGUAUUUUUUCACCACACAUGCUGUACACUGGAAGUUGUCAAUCACUGGACUUUGAAUUCUUCACUUUGGUCAACUAAAUGUACCCUAUUACCCUUAAAAAUAAAGUGCUCUAAAAUACUUGAUACAAACGGAAAAACUCAGGGAAAAAAAGAAUAUAACAAUUCUAUCCAACUGUCCAUUUUUUAAUUAAAAAAAGGUGUUUCCAAGAGUAAUAAGAAAAACAUUUACAGUUCGUGAUCUAGUUAAGUGUUCACUUAGUGACAUACAUCGUCUCAUACAACAGAAAGGCUUCACUUUAAAACAAAAAAACAAUCCCUGGAAUCACCAUCCUGUUGUAUUACAGAGGUAAACAUAACCAUGGAAAUACUACUUUUAAAAUAAAGGUUGGUUUCCAGCAUGUUUUCUUUUUUCCUAAGGUAAUUUUUAUUCAACAGCAUUUAAUCCUAAACAAACAGUGUAGGGAGCUGUGGCGUGCACAGCGUCAGUUUCCAGCUCGGACAUUCGAAGGUGUCCUGUGUGUCAUGGCCGUGGGGAUGUUUGCUCUCAACAAACAACAAUUAUUGUUUCACCCUCUUUGACGUGUUCCUAUCAUGCUGAGUUCAGUCUGCAUUCUCAGUCAUUUUCUCUUUUUCUUUUA
Morone saxatilis (striped sea-bass) is the source of this 6354-nucleotide messenger RNA. RefSeq names its product tubulin tyrosine ligase-like family, member 5 (gene ttll5). Gene Ontology annotation, cellular component: cilium. Gene Ontology annotation, molecular function: tubulin binding; tubulin-glutamic acid ligase activity. Lineage: Eukaryota; Metazoa; Chordata; Actinopteri; Moronidae. The record is from RefSeq and is a predicted model, not a curated record. Gene Ontology annotation, biological process: microtubule cytoskeleton organization; protein polyglutamylation. The transcript is spliced from 32 exons. The coding region runs from base 201 to 4109 and encodes 1302 amino acids.